Mycotypha africana is the source of this 2949-nucleotide messenger RNA. Its product is annotated as galactose mutarotase-like domain-containing protein. Lineage: Eukaryota; Fungi; Mucoromycota; Mucoromycetes; Mucorales; Mycotyphaceae. The record is from RefSeq and is a predicted model, not a curated record. Gene Ontology annotation, molecular function: alpha-mannosidase activity; carbohydrate binding. Gene Ontology annotation, biological process: mannose metabolic process; oligosaccharide catabolic process. Gene Ontology annotation, cellular component: fungal-type vacuole membrane. The coding region runs from base 1 to 2949 and encodes 982 amino acids. The transcript has 18 exons.
AUGAAUAAUAAUCCAAGUUUAUGGAUACUUACAUCUAUUUCAAUAGGAAUGUUACUAUCACAACAGUUGCGUUUGCAACCCUCAGUACUAGAUCAUCCGAGACAGAUUCGAAGUAUAACAAUUGAUCGUUGCUCUAACUUUAUGAGCGUUGCUGCUAACGGCAAUGUUACGAACCUGUUGGCUCACUUGUAUAAAGCAAAAACAACUCUUCCUAAAAUAGAGGAAUAUAUAAAUCUAUUUGUCUACAGCGUGCCAAAUUUGCAAAGGAUUACUUUCGAAAAUGCUAUUCGACAAGAAUUUGGACCCACUAGGCAAGUUGAGUGGUUUGGUCCUUCAUGGUCUACACAUUGGUUCCAUCUCCAACUUAGAAUACCUAACGAGUUCGCUGGUCAAGAAGUCCGUUUUAUAUGGAAUUCAGAUAGUGAAGCCAUGAUUUGGAGCAUUGAGAGAGUCGCUUUACAAGGCUUGACAGGCGGAGCAGGCAGUGAUGCACGACAUGAGUAUAUAUUAACAACGCAGGCUGAAGGAGGGGAAUUUGUGCAGUUGUAUAUUGAAAUGGCUUACCUAUUCUAUGACUAUCAAAUAAUUCUCGGCAUGGCGAGAGACUUACCAGAAGAUUCAUUACGCGGAUUGCAGGCUCUCUUUGCAGCCAACAAAAUAUUGAAUGUCUUCAACCCUAACGACGAAGAGUUAAUUGACAAUGCUAUAAUGCAAGGCCUUACUCAUACUAUUUAUGCCGUUGGUCAUUGUCACAUUGACACUGCUUGGUUAUGGCCCUUUGAAGAGACCAUCCUCAAAGUCGCUCCACAACAAUAUCAAUGGAUCAAAGAUCACUAUCCUCCUUUGUACAAUCGAAUCAAGGAAAAAGUCAGUUUGAAUCAAUUCUCACCAACGGGUGGCGCUUGGGUUGAAAUGGAUACUCAUAUGCCUUGUAGAGAAUCACUGCACUUUUCUAAAUCUGAAUUUGGAAAACGUUGUAAUACGGAACAAAAGUCAACACAUAUGGCGCCAUCAGACACUUACAAUAAACAGUGUGCUCCGGAAGAAUCGCUGAGAAGCGUGAAAAAUGAUAAAGAUAAGGUGUAUUGGAACACUAGCCUACUGGUGUAUGGUAAUGGUGAUGGAGGUGGGGGGAGGCCUUUACCGAGUAUGAUAGAAAGAUUGAGAAAAAUGAAGGGCGUGGUAAGCAUUAAUCCUACAUCAGAGACUUUACCGUCAUGGAAAGGAGAGCUUGUAUAUUCAACCCGUACAUACACAACACAGGCCUUCUGUAAGAAACUCAAUCGAACCUGUGAGUUUCUGCUUCGUGAUCUCGAAAUGAUGGCUACUUUCGUGAUGAUCAAUUUUGACCUGUAUCAAUACCCUAAGGACGAAAUAGACGACCUGUGGAAGAUGACUUGUUUGCCUCAAUUUCAUGAUGUGAUAUCGGGUUCAUCCAUUGAAAUGGUGUACGAGGAUUGUUUACAAUUGUACACUAAAGUAGAUAGACUGGUCAAACAAAUGCGAGACAACCCAAUCGACCAGCAUGGCACUAUGGAUGCUGAUGAAAUAUUGGAAAAUACAACAAGUGACGAGGAGAAAUUAAUUGUUGCUAUAAACACUUUAGCAUGGGAUAGACAGGAAAUUCUGGAAGUGCCUAUCGCUUAUUUGAGCAGCAUCCCCAUCGUCCCUAGUGCCAUUUUCACUCAACAACAACAGUAUUCAGCAUUCGGAUCUACAGGCUACAUUCUUGUUGAUGUGAAGGCUAUGAGUGCUGUAAUAUGUGAUAUCAAUAAUUCUUCAACGUCGUCAUUGCCUAUUCCACUACAGCAACAGUGUAGCCAGGUGGCCAAAGUUCAUACGGAUCAAUUCAAUAAUGUUGUCUUGGAAAACAAUUAUACUAAAGCUACAUUCGAUAACUCCGGACAUUUAAUUCAACUUUAUGAUAAGGAGAUCGAGCGUGAAGUGAUCAAGGUGAAUGAACGCGGUAACGUUUUCAAACUGUACGAAGAUGUUCCUCUCUUUUGGGAUGCUUGGGAUGUUGAGAUUUACCAUUUAGAAAAAUAUAAAGUGGUCGAGGAGGGAUCCAUUCAAAUCCUUGAACAGGGCCCCCUUCGAGCAUCCUUGUUGAUUGAAAAACGUAUCUCUAGUACAAGUCGCUUGCGUCAAACUGUGAUACUUAGUUCAAUUUCACGUCGCUUAGAUUUCGAUACUGAAGUAGAUUGGAACGAAAACCGACAAUUUUUAAAGGUAGAGUUUGCCUGGGAUAUCUUUACGGACGUGGUAAAUUACGAAUGCCAAUAUGGAUAUGUAACACGGCCCACCCAUUACAAUACAAGUUGGGAAGCAGCAAAAUUUGAAGUGGUUGCCCAAAAAUUCGCAGAUAUGUCCGAAUAUGCCCAUGGAGAUAAGAUACGCUUAUCAUUAUUGCGUUCGUCGAAAGCCCCAGAUUCAAACUGUGAUAUAGGACACCAUUCGUUCAGAUAUGCUGUUUAUCCCCAUCCGCAGCACUUUUUACAAUCAGACGUAGUUCAAGAAGGCUACAACUUUAAUUCACCUUUAUUAAGCAAGAUUAUACCCAAGAGCGAAGUGUCCGCUUGCUCUGUACCACGCGCUUUUCCUACAUUCAGAGCUGAUAAUGCUCGUAAUGUGAUAAUAGACGCAAUUAAAAAGGCGGAAAACUCAGAUGAAAUUAUCAUCAGAUUAUACGAAGCUUAUGGGGGCCAUACCAAUGCUAGGUUAAUGAGGCAAUCAAAAAGAGCAAUAAAAUGCAAUAUUUUGGAGGAUUUUAUGGAAGACGUAUCCACUAGUAUUGCAUCUACAUUAGAUAGGACUUUCAGUACUAAUUUACGAGCUCUCGAUGAUGAUAUUUUAGAAUUGCAACAACAGGAGCAGGAGAGGGAAUUUAACAAAGGUUUAUUGAUCAAACUAAAACCCUUCGAGAUAGUAACCUUGAAAAUUGUAUUCUAG